Osmia lignaria (orchard mason bee) is the source of this 3487-nucleotide messenger RNA. RefSeq lists its product as uncharacterized. The record is from RefSeq and is a predicted model, not a curated record. Lineage: Eukaryota; Metazoa; Arthropoda; Insecta; Hymenoptera; Megachilidae.
GAAUCGUAUUGCCUGUACGAGAGUGAACCACGAAAUGUGAUAUCCUCGAGAAUUUGUUUUAAACGAUUUUUAAUUCGUCGAGAGGGAAGACUUCAACUAACGAAGACCUUGAGAAACGUUAUCGUAAUUUGAUCGAGGAGUAGUAAUCCUAACAUGAAAACUCUUCAUGGAUAACCGAUAGCCGAUAGUCGACAUUCUGGCUUGUGGCUCGAUAACGAUAGUUUUUAGAAAAAACGUUUCGGACGAACAAGAGAUCGGACAUGGGGAAUUCAAAGUCGAAAAGUAAGAACGGUGCACGAGGGAAAAUUCGCGGAAAAGCUGGACGUGACAGUCAGCCUGGAGGUGGCAAGUAUCCAGGAAAUCGAAACGACGAAUACGAAGACACGGAACUGUUGUUACUGAGAAGAGCCAUCGAAAGGGAUCCGGAAAGUUUCGUACUAAACAAUCUGAUGAUGUGUGUUCAGUUUUUCGGCAAUUACGAAGAAGAAAUCAAGCACGUGAAGGAAACGCUGGUCUCGUCGCAGGAGGCUAAAUUGAACAAACGUCUACCACCACAGAAACACGUUCUACUUCCAGACGUUCUUCAAGAACACAUCUCGCGAAAUGUCGGUUUUACCUCGACCAGGCAAACUUUUCGACCGACCGUCGAACCACUUCAUCCGGUUCGAAUUUAUACAGUCCACGAUAACAUCGAUAUUAUCGAACAGAAUUAUUCGUCACACUACAGUAGCGUGAACGAUUCGACCAUGUACAAUAUUCUGUUGAAACCGACGGCUCAUCAAGGAUACGUGCACCUCCAACUUUUGGACGAAUUUGGAAUGUCCAAGAGAAGAAUGAACGAUGACGAGAUGGACUUAUCGUCGAUAGCGGAGAACGACGAUGAAUUUUACAGCGACGGUGAGAGCAUUUACGGUCUGAAACUAGGACCGAACGCGUCCAACUAUUCGAUCCUACCCGAUAGGUCCAAGCAAGCUGCGUCAAGAGGUUCUAACUACAGCAUACACGCGAGAUCCUUGCCGAAUUUACACGAGGAGGAAAUCGCAACGACUAGUGGACGCGAUUUGUCUCAUUCCAGUCGCAACGUGAAGGCCCAGACCGAUUACGAGAACGACUCCUCGGCCGAUGAACGGAGCUUGGGAAGCAAGAGAAACUUGUUCAAGGGAGAAUUGACCAAACAAGGGAAUCGACGGCCGGAAAAACAAUCGUCGCAAACUAAAGUGCAAGAAUUGUCGGGUCAAGAAAUAACGACCAGUAGCAAUAGUUCCGGUUAUCGAUCCGACAAUUACACGAUGGACAGCGACAGCAGUGGCAAUCGCAGUCAAAAUUUUAGUUUGUCUCAGAAUUCGAACUACGAAGAGUUGGAAGAGUGGAUAGCAAACGCUAAACUGCCGAAUAACUGCUUCAAAAAGGUUACUUACACGGCCGAUGGCAAACUUUUCGAUCCAAAGGAAGAGAGGAAACAGCUAAUAAACAGUAAACAGCGGAGGAUCAAGCUGGCUCUGAGACGACACAACUAUGAUCUUCUUUACGUGAGCAGCACCGAAUUCAUGAAACACUUUAUAAACGUUUUCGUGAAUCGUUUGGCCGACUCGUUCGGCUUCGAUAAGGAAUCCGUGGAUGACGCGAGACGAGAGGGUUGCGUUCUCUAUUGCGACCAAAUCAUGGUUUCCAGCACGGUCAGAUACAGUCGAGUCGAGCAGUAUGAAAUUAUACCCGCGAUUUGGUUGCAAUGGCCCACCUGUGCUCAAGAAUGGCUGGACAGACCGAGAAGUACCUGGCCCGACUACAAUGACGUCGAAAAAAUCAAAGACUUUGGAUGUUUCGUGGUACCGGAGGGUUUUGUGCCGAAAAAAGGGAACAGCAGUAUUAUGGUGGACCUCGAAUGGCAGCUCACUUUUCCAACUGCCGAACGAUAUCUUGAAACCUGUAUGACUCAGUCUCAGGUACAGGUGUACUUCAUCGCGUUGAUGCUUCACAAGACUUUUAUGAGGCCCGUUUUGGAUACCAUGUUCGGUAUGACCGCCGCUCACAUCAGGCACAGGUUGUUUUGGAUGAUCGAAGAGAACGACAGGCCAUCGAAAUGGCCCAACAAUAGAAUGGGAGAGUGUUUGUUAUCCCUAUUGAACUCGUUAUAUCAUAGUAUUAGCCAAAACGAGCCCACGCUCAGGGAUUACUUCAUCGCCGAUAGGAAUCUCUUUCAACGCGUACCUUGUGAACAUUUGCUGCACACGCAGAAACAACUGAAACGCAUCAUCGAGAAUCCGGUGAUGUACGUUUUCCAUGCGUUGGAGAACAUUCGAUACGGCGAUAACUUUUUCCCUCGGCUAGAUUUCGAGAUGCUGUUGAAAAUAUUGACAGCGGACACGUUGACACUGGUCAACCCGGCGUUAGCUCAACGUAUCAUAAAGCCAAUGCCACGACCUAACGAUUCAAACGCCGAGCAGGAGGACAAAUAUGGUAAAACAAAAGGAUUUUGGGACAGUGUCAAAAAUCAACCAAAAAAACAUUCCGUUCAAUCGGUUAACAAUAGAACGUUAAUUAAUCCUCGCAAAGCUACGGAUUCCAUCAUCGAAAUUUCGACGCGGUGCGCGGAGCUCGAGGGUCCAAGGUUGUGCGUUCUGCUAGAUUUCUUCGUAAGGCAUUUUAUCAAAAUCGCUGAACGUUGUAAUCAGUAUCGAGCCUAUGGACAGAAAGCCGCUUACCUCGAUCACGCAGAUCGAUUAUCCAUUAUACUUUUCGAACAUCAAAGAUUCAAAGAGGACGCUCGAGCUUAUCGCGAUAAGAUCAAAGUUCUUAGAAGAAAGAUUGGAAGAUCAGAAUCCCGAGACAAUAUUCCGGAAACGCCAAAAAGAAACCCAGAAACCGCCUUAUACGUUGCAUCGUUGAAAGAUCGCUUCGUGCCUGAACCUCCGGAGAGGGUUUACUCUUCGCCACGAAACAGUGAUGCACCGCAAUCGGAUCAGACGACCGAUCGUGUUCAAAAUGUUACCGAAGCGAUAGUUCACGAAACGCAUCAUCAAGAAACGAAGGAAGAAACGUUCAACCUUAAGGACAAAACGAUAACGCCGAAUCCAGUGACGUUACGAAAAAGUUCGAGCGAUGAAAGUGAAAUUUAUGAAUCAAAAAAUGACAAUAAAUCGGUGCUUAUUACACUGCCCGAAGUCCCGGAAAACGACUCCACGUACAUUUAAAAAUAUAUUGGAAGAAAAUCAAAUCGAAAACUAAACCGAAACAUUCGACCAAUCUUUGGUCGUUCAUUCAUUAAUAAAUUUCUCAUACUUUAGAAAAUCGUUUGUAAUUUAUUGUUACUUUAGCAUUAUUUAUAUCGUAUUUGAUCAAACAACAACGUGUUUCUCACUGCCAAGACUAAUAAGACGACAAGAAACUGUACACUUAAACUAUUAGUUGCGCGCUAAGUUGUCGAAAACCUUUUAAAUAAGCUGUAGUUUGUAUGUAAAUAUUUAAAUAUACAGAUAUGUCACAUUUA